Fragaria vesca subsp. vesca is the source of this 715-nucleotide messenger RNA. Its product is annotated as 18.2 kDa class I heat shock protein-like. Gene Ontology annotation, biological process: response to hydrogen peroxide; response to salt stress; response to heat. Lineage: Eukaryota; Viridiplantae; Streptophyta; Magnoliopsida; Rosales; Rosaceae. The record is from RefSeq and is a predicted model, not a curated record. The transcript is spliced from 2 exons. Bases 124 to 600 code for a protein of 158 amino acids.
UUUGGGUCCCUAUUUAUACUCUACCAAUCCUUCCCUUCUUCACCAAUCACAACAAAGCUAAGCUCACAGCAACUCCUAUCUAUUUCUAAUUCUUCAUCAUCUAAAGUUCCAAACAAUUUCAGAAUGUCGAUCAUCCCCAGUUUCCGACGGAACAGCAACAGCAUCUUCGACCCCUUCUCGGGCUUCACCGAUCUCUGGGACCCCCUCAAGGAUUUCCCAUUCCCUUCUUCAUCGCUCUCUACUUUCCCUCGCGAGAAUUCAGCUUUUGUCAACACUAGGAUCGACUGGAAGGAGACCCCGGAAGCCCAUGUGUUCAAGGCUGACAUUCCAGGGCUGAAGAACGAAGAGGUUAAGGUUGAGAUUGAAGACGACAGGGUGCUGCAGAUAAGCGGAGAGAGGAAGAUAGAGAAGGAGGAUAAGAACGAUACUUGGCACCGGGUCGAGCGUAGCAGCGGCAAAUUCUCCAGAAGGUUCAGGCUUCCUGAGAAUGCUAAGGUAGAUGAGAUCAAGGCUGCUAUGGAGAAUGGGGUUCUCAGUGUGACGGUUCCUAAGGUGGAUGUGAAGAAGCCUGAUGUCAAAUCCAUUGAAAUCUCUGGUUAAGGUAUGUCAUUUACUAGAUUCAUAUCCUCCACAGUCUGAAACACAGCUGCCUUUUCUUUCUUCCAUUUAUUGAUGAGAUUACCAUCAGGAGGCUGGAGAUCGCAAGGAGGGCCAG